Carassius carassius (crucian carp) is the source of this 1777-nucleotide messenger RNA. Its product is annotated as nitric oxide-associated protein 1-like. The coding region runs from base 494 to 1366 and encodes 290 amino acids. Gene Ontology annotation, molecular function: GTP binding. The transcript is spliced from 2 exons. The record is from RefSeq and is a predicted model, not a curated record. NCBI's taxonomy places the organism in Eukaryota, Metazoa, Chordata, Actinopteri, Cypriniformes, Cyprinidae.
CCAGCUUAAUAUCAAAGGACUGGGAAACCCAUGUGGGCACAAAACAGAGGUGCAGAUCAUCCAGACGUCUGAGAUGUUACAGCACUCAAAAAAGAGCUCGACAGCCAGCAUCAAACCCACCUCGGGAAUUAUACACUUAAGUGGAGCCACAGAAACAAGAACAGUUUGUGUUCGCCGACUUUGAUGAACCAGUGUACUAUAAGGAUGAUGAAAUGCCAGAUCAUCUUCUUUUGCAUGAUCUUACAAGUAAUGCAGAGGCAAAGCCGAAGCAUGAAAAGCAUGGCAAUUAGAUGCACCUUAGAGGACUGGAAAUGCAAAUGAAACAUUUAAAGGGCUCUGCAAAGUCUGAGGUGGAGGAAAACUCAUUGAUUGAGUUCCAUGAUGAAGGAUUCCCAUUGGACAAAUGCAUCAAAUCAAAGGAGGUUAAAAAGCAACAAAAGAUCUAUGGCACUCCUGAUGUGGAUGUGGCAGUCAGUGAUACCUGUUGCUCUGGAUGCUGACCCUAAAAUCCCAGAUUACCUGCCAAGUGAAAAAAAUCAGAGUGUUAAUUGAAGAGGACCAACUGAAGAAGGCAAUAUGUCAGACAUGCUUUUUAAUCAGUCACCACCUGAAUGUUUUGAAUAUUACCAUGUCUAAAGAGGAGUACAGAGCGAUUGUCAAGAGAAUUAAAUCACAGAAGGCUUUAGUGCUGCUGAUAGUGAAUCUUCUGUUUCUCCCUGACUCCAUCAUCCCAGACCUUCCAGAGCUUGUUGGGAAGAAUAAGCACAUUGUGAUUUUAGGAAAUAAAAUAGAUUUGCUGCCCGGAGAUGCUGAGAAUUACCUGCAGAGUAUAAAACAUCAGCUAAAGGCAUACUGUGCCAGCAUGGGCAUUUCUACCAGUGAUAACAAAGACAUUCACCUCAUCAGUGCCAAAACAAGAUAUGGUAUAGAAAACCUUAUAAUGAGACUGGAGUCGACCUGGAAGUACAAGGGGGAUGUGUAUUUCUUCGGGAUGGUUAAUGCUGGAAAAUCCACGCUGUUUAAUACUAUACUGAAAUCUGAUUAUUGCAAAUCCAGAGCCUCAGAUGUGAUCCACAAAGCAACUAUAUCUCCAUGGCCUGGUCACAUUGGGAGAACAUUCCAAGCAAAUCAGACACCCAAGAAAACUCUUGUGGAAUUUGAUCCUGACAGUCUGAGCUUUGGAGAAGACCUGGGGGAAGAUAUUAAAAAGGAUCCAUCCUUGGACGCCUCACAGAUGCAGAGCUCACCUACAAUGAAAUCAAAGAUGCACACUGGUUCUAUGAUAGAACCCCAGCCAUCAUCAAAGAACUUAAAGAAACUUAAAUUUAUGUUGAUUUUUCUUGUUUUUCAGGCUGGGUUGCCGUGACAGCAGCCGAAGAAGAUCAGCUGUUGUGGAGGACUCCUGAAUCAGCAGGACUAUGUUUGCGCACCCUUUACUGCCCCACAUCGUGAAUCUGAAAGGACAGAGAAUCAACAAGACUCCCGCCUUCUAGACGAGAAAGCCUCAGGCGCUGGUAAACACCGGUCUGUCUGUGAAAGCUGCUGAGAGGCUCAAUGUAUGAAGGAAAAAAUGAGGUGGUGUUAUUGCUGUUGCUCUUGAUAUCUUCUGGUCUUCGAUAUAUUGUUCCAAUUGAACUGAAUGUACUGCUUAUAUGCUACAAUUACAGUUUCUAAUAAUGUGUUGUUUUUUAACUAAAAUAUCUAAAUGAUUAUAAAUUUACUUGAUAAUUAAAUGUUUAUACAUUCUGUUGUUUGAAAUGUCUUUCAAAUAAAAGAA